Helianthus annuus (common sunflower) is the source of this 846-nucleotide messenger RNA. RefSeq names its product drebrin-like protein A. Bases 1 to 846 code for a protein of 281 amino acids. The record is from RefSeq and is a predicted model, not a curated record. The transcript has 2 exons. Lineage: Eukaryota; Viridiplantae; Streptophyta; Magnoliopsida; Asterales; Asteraceae.
AUGCUUGUUGAUGAACCGGAAGAAGAUGAAGCUGAAGCUGAAACUGAAGCAGAAGUUAAUGUUGAAGGAGAUGUUCAUAUGUCUCCUGAUUCUGCAAAGUUAUUAAGAGAUCUUACUAAAGAUUUGACAAAAGAAAAGACAGAUGGUGAGGAAGGUGACAAUGAAGGUGACGAUAGUUCAUCAAGCUCCUCAUCUGAAGAAGAAAUUGGCGAAAAUGAACGUGCGAAAAGAAUUCAAGCUGAAAUUGAGAAAGAAAAACACCUCCUUCUGGUGGGAGGAAGAAGCAAUCUGCUAGAAAGAAAGUUGCUAUUCCAAGAGCAAAGGGGUUUGAAAAUUUUGUUAAAGAAGAAACCAGUUCAAAAACCAAGUAAACCACCUACACCACCUCCAGAACCACAACAUCAAUUAUCACCAAUUCAUUCACCACUUCAUCAAACACCACCAAGACAACCAUCACCAAUUCAAUCACCACCACAUAUUCAUGUUGCUACACCUCCACAUGAACAACAACCUGUUGUUACUUCACAACAAAUUUUCCAAACACCACCAUCCACACAACCACCUGUCCAGAUUACACCUAGUUCUUCUGGUUACAAAACAUUUCUAAGUGUUCUGGAUGGAUUAACUCUUGAAGAAAUUAGAGAUUUUAGAUUUGCCAAUGAUGAACAAGUGAAGAGAUUAGAGAAGAAAAUGGAAGAGGUAUUAGUUGAGAAUAAGAAGUUGUUGGAUAGAGAAAAGAAGUUAGAGAAGCGUGUAAAGUCUGUGGAAUCUGAAAAUACUUCCUUGUUAAAGAAAAUUGAAGCUGAUCAGACUGAAAUAGACAUUCUGAAAGUCAAAAUUGCAUAA